Molecule: messenger RNA, 2765 nt
Organism: Zeugodacus cucurbitae (melon fly)
Lineage: Eukaryota; Metazoa; Arthropoda; Insecta; Diptera; Tephritidae
Product: juvenile hormone esterase
Exons: 5
Coding region: 623-2302 (559 amino acids)
Source: RefSeq, a predicted model, not a curated record
AACGGUAGUGGGAUUCAAGUAUACAAACAUUUACAUACACAGAGAUGCGCUGUUGAAUCAAUCGUUCAAAUUUAAUUAAAUUCUAUUUUUUUUUUGUUCAAAAUAAAAGCGAAAGAAUCGCUAGCAAAUAAUGAGGUGGUAAAUAAAUGCGGUUAGUGGAGGUACUUCAGCGCAAAUGGAGUGAACUAGUAUAAGCGGAUUCAAACAAUUUGAUAAAUUUGAAUUUAAACCAGGGUACAGGCUGCGUUAUAUCAAACUUUGCACAUUCUGUUGAGCGGAGAAGUAAAAUUCAUUGGCAAUAUGAACAGUGGUGUAUUUGAGAUGAAUUUUGCGUUCAACAAUUUAAACUAGAAAGUACUGCACCGUUUAAUUUUAAUAUGAGAUGAGCUUAAGGCUGUGCGUAGCGUACUAGGUUCGUUAUCAGUGCUCUCUUACACACGAGACUCGCUCAUCUCAAUUGAAAUGCUGAGAUUUGCUAGCAGCAGUACUAUUGUAGGUAUUAUUAUCACAGAUUGUGUUCACCACGAGUAUCGUCUAGAAGUGUUCACAGUGUAAUCUAGAGAUUUUAGAACAUAUAUUUUGAAUUAUUUAUUAUUAUUAAAUUUUUUCUAUCUUCAACACAAUGACUUCCAUAAAAUUGCAGUCAUUGUUUAAUAUAAUUUAUUAUUUCGUGCUAAUCAAUUGUCUAAUAAAUGUGAAGUUGAGUUUCUCAACGGCGAACAUAGAUGAAACUGUUACAAUCGUAUUCGAAGAUCAACAACAGCGUAAAAUCACCGUUGCGGGGGUGCAUAACAAAAGUUGGACCAAUGCGGAUUACUAUGCAUUUCGUGGUAUACCGUAUGUAAAGCCACCUGUUCAAGAGCUGAGAUUCAAGGAUCCCCAGCCACUUCAUGAAUUACCAAGCUACAUUGAUGCGCGUUACGAUGGUCACGAUUGUCCGUCCAUUUAUGCCACGAAUGCCUCAGAGGAUUGCCUUACACUCAAUAUUUAUACGCCAACCACCACUGAUACAGCCAAAUUGCCAGUACUUGUUUUUAUACAUCCCGGUGGCUUGUAUAUUGGCUCGUCGCUGAGCACGUUCAUCAGCCCCGCUUAUCUACUCGCCAAACCUAUUGUGUUGGUAUCGUUCAAUUAUCGUCUGGGUACGCUCGGUUUCUUGCAGCUCGGCACACGUGAAAUACCCGGCAAUGCCGGCUUCAAGGACCAAGUGUAUGCAAUGCGUUGGGUACAAAAAUAUAUUAAACAUUUUGGUGGUAACCCUGAAGACAUCACACUCAUGGGUUAUAGCGCCGGUGCGUUGAGUGUUAAUUUACAUUUGGUUUCGCCUAUGUCGCGUGGCCUAUUCCACAAAGCGAUUAUAAUGAGCGGUUCAUUGCCACCGCAGACAGUGUUGCCACAGCAUACACAAUUGGAAUUGUUGCGUAAACAAGCGCGAGUACUUAAUUGCACCGAAGUGUCGUCUGAGCUGGAGUUAUUAAAUUGUUUACAAAAAUUUAACGGUAAUGAAAUUGCCGCAACACUGCGCAGUCUGUUUGCUUUUGGCAAUGAUAAUCCGAUUUACAUAUAUUUACCGGUUGUAGAGCGCGAUUUUGGUCAAGACCGUUUUCUAACUGAAAAUCCAUUUGAUAGCCUAAACCGUGGUGAAUUUUCGAAAGUACCUAUACUUAUUGGUUUUACAAGUGGUGAAUUUUGUCAAUCGGCGGUGGAUAUUUUCAAAAAUUCAGAAUUGAAACGGCGGUUUAAUGAAGACUUACAAAAACUGGCGCCUGAGUUAUUUAUGUACGCUGAACAUAACGGCAAUUUGAGUGUGAUUAGCGAAUUUUUGAGCAAGUUUUAUUUGCCGAAUUUUGUGGAACUGGAUUCUACAAAUUUGGCACAUUUGUGUGACUUCUUUUCGGAUGCGAUUAUACGCUUUGGUGCACAACAUUUAACCGAGUUAGCUACUAAGCAUACCAAAGUCUUUCCCUAUAGCUUUGAAUUUAGAGGCGAGUUUAGCAAUCUGGAUUAUCCUCUACGACCGGCACGCGUGGAGCACAUGGACGAUUUAAUGUAUUUAUUUGAAAUAAACGCUAGUAAAUUUAACCGCAACGAAUCCAGCAAUGCAUCUAUGAUUCGACUGUAUACAAAAUUCAUAUAUGACUUUGUAAAAUCUGGUUCAUCACUUUUUAGCAAGCUACCAACUUAUCCUGCAGGAUAUACAAAAAUAUACCGUUCAUUGGAGUACCAACCGGGCUAUAUUUUCGCCAAAGACACCUACGAGAUGUGGAAACGCUUGUUUCAUUUAGAUGAUAACAAAAAUUGAAAUUGUGAAAGUUCAAAAAAGCUCAACUUGCAAUAAGCUUCCGUAUUAAUUUAUAUUUUUUAAUUUACGUAUAUUUUUUUAAUUAUUCUGCUCGUCAUACAUUUGAAGUCCGCAAUGCGCCCACAUAACUCAAUUACAACGCUGUGCCUCAGACAGCAAUCAAUGAUAUGAACGGCAGAAGAGUAGAUUAAACCAAUACAUAUAUAGGUGUAAGCUUACAUAUUUACCUAACGGCUAUUUAAAACUGCCCCGUAGUAUCUCUGUAUGCGAUGGUGUCUGCGCGCACUUCAUUUAAUUUUGAGUUGCUUAAUUGAAUUGAGCACUGAAGGUGAUUAAUUAAGCAAACCGAUUGGGGAUUUCAAGAGCUUUAAGCGUUGAAUUGUGAAAUUGAUGUAGAAUACUUGGGAAUAGAAAAUUGUUUUUUUCUUUUUUGGUGAGAACUUAAUAAAUGGAUUUGAAAUUG